AACACACCAGAAGCUCAUCCCAGGCAACACCACUGGCAAAAUGCAGGUCCUACUAUUGCUGAUGGUUCUUCUCUUGCCUUUAGGAGCUGGAGCUGAGGAGAUUAUUGGUGGUACUGAGGCUAUACCACACUCCCGCCCUUACAUGGCCCAUCUGAAGAUUAUCAAUUACCAAGGUAGCACAGUCCUCUGUGGUGCGUUUCUCAUAUCCCCACAAUUUGUGCUGACUGCUGCACACUGCAAAGGAAGUGAAAUCACUGUCAUUCUUGGAGCUCAUAAUGUGAGCAAGACAGAAUCCACACAGCAGAAGAUAAAAGUUGAAAAACAAAUUAAUCACCCAAACUUUACUUGGAAUUUGCAUUUCAAUGACAUCAUGCUACUGAAGCUUGAAGAGGAAGCUAAGUUGACUCCUGCUGUGAAUGUAAUUCCCCUGCCUGGUCCCUCUGACUCUAUCAAGCCUGGGGAGACGUGCUGGGCAGCAGGCUGGGGGCUAACUGGAGUUACAGGAUCUGCAUCAGAUACUCUGAGGGAGGUAGAUCUGAAAAUCAUGGAUAAAGAGGCCUGUGAAAAACAUAAGUAUUAUGAUGAUGACGUCCAGGUCUGCGUAGGCAGUCCCACAGUGUUAAAUUCCGUAUACAAGGGAGAUGCUGGGGGACCUCUAGUGUGUGCUGGUGUGGCCCAUGGUAUUGCAUCUUACAAUAUUUAUCCAUUUGAAAAGCCCCCUUCAGUCUUCACUCGAAUCUCCUCAUUCAUGCCCUGGAUUAAUGAUAUCUUAAAGGGAAAGUAGCUAAAAAGCCUGAGCAGCCUGAGACAGAGUCUCCAAGCCUGAGCUUAUGUGGUACUCUUUGAGUUCAACACUGCCAGUACCAGCCUGUCCCAAGCCUACUCCCAGGCUGCCCCUGGCCUAUCCCCAAGACAAUCUCAAAGAUGAACAAAUCUGUGAUGAUGGAUCAUUCCCUGUAAUGCACCUCAAUAAAAACAUGAUCUCUAGUA
Grammomys surdaster is the source of this 990-nucleotide messenger RNA. RefSeq names its product mast cell protease 1-like. Gene Ontology annotation, molecular function: serine-type endopeptidase activity. The record is from RefSeq and is a predicted model, not a curated record. Lineage: Eukaryota; Metazoa; Chordata; Mammalia; Rodentia; Muridae. Gene Ontology annotation, cellular component: cytoplasm; intracellular membrane-bounded organelle. The coding region runs from base 41 to 784 and encodes 247 amino acids. The transcript is spliced from 5 exons. Gene Ontology annotation, biological process: proteolysis.